UACGAAAAUAAAUGACUAAGGGCUGUUUAUGACAAAGAAAUCAGAAGUAUACUGUUUCAAAGACUGGAAGAUUGUCAACUUUCAGUAUACAGAGUGCUUUAGUAUAAGAGCUACAUUAUUCAUAUGCGGGAAUGUCAUUUUCAGUUUAUUAGAAAAGAUGUGUCAGAAAUGAAAAAGUGUAAAUCAUCGCUGCAUUGCCUGUUCUGUUUAUCACUUCUGGUAUUGAAUGUUGAUAUCAUAAGUAUGUCUUGGAAUUGGUUUGAGGCUCAGCGAUAUUGCAGUAAAAACAAUGACACAUUAGAAUAUAAUGCCUCUUCCAAUUCAACAGUGGAUUUUUGGUCUGGUGUAUACAAACGACACUCAUUGUGGAUAAAAAUUCUAGGCUGUUAUGAUUUAAACGCGGUACAACACCACGAAGAAUUCCAGAUGCACUAUCUGUCAGCUGGAUUUUGUCAAGAAAUGUGUACAACUGUAAAUUCAACCAUUUUUGGAAUUAAGAAAAAUAAAUGUGUGUGCAUUAAGAGUCCAGUUUUGGCUAGAACGAUUCCAUCCAACUUCUGUAAUGAAGCAUGCAAUCAAGACACAAGUGACAUACAAUUCUCAGAAUGCGGUGGAUCUAACGCCUACACUUUAUACAUUGCAGAUAUAGAUACACCAGAAUCAACAAAUUUGACAUCAACUGAAUUUAAUAGAAAAUCAGCCUGUCUUGCUAUCAACUGUGGUACUGUCGAAACGUUUUCCAUAUCUUCUGGUUGUUCUGAGUCAUAUUCCGGAGUCUGUGAAGAUAAAGGAUAUCUAGGUUGUUUUGAAGAUCAGUGGUCGAGAAUCUUGAAAGAUGGGCCUAUAACAUCGGAUAAGACGACUGUAACAGAGUGUAAAAACAUUUGCUCAGAAAAGAAAACAAAAUAUUAUGGUGUUGAGAAUUCAAACGAAUGUUUUUGUGGAAACACAAUUACAUCAAGAGUAGAAAAGCCUGAAGGCGAAUGCAACAUGCAAUGUCGUGGAGAUGUUCGUCAAACUUGUGGUGGAUCAUGGGGAAUCAAUAUCUACAGAAAUCCGUACUACAUAAUAGGUUCCUGUACAAGUAUUUUUAUAAAGUAUAGGCCAAUAGACCGCAAAGAGUUUUUUUUAUUAGGCGGUGUGUGCCCCCACUUUUUGGACAGUUUAAGACUUUGGGGUAGGGUAGGGCUUUCAGAUUUCUUUUAGAUAAAACCGUUGAAACAGGCCUGUCAAAGGCAUACGGAAACUUUAUAUAUUUCACGUAUAUUCUCAUAUACUUUCACUUUGCUCAUGAUAACAUUUUUUCAAGGUUCAGUUGAAUUUUUUUAUGGAUGAAUUCAUAAGAGGCCAAAUGUUUCAUUCCCAUUUUUUUUCAUUUAUUCCGAUUUUUUGAUUGAAAAUUCAUAUUGAUGUAUUUUUUUUUAUUUUCAAUGAUUUUUUUCCCUCCAUUU
Molecule: messenger RNA, 1451 nt
Organism: Saccostrea cuccullata (small rock oyster)
Lineage: Eukaryota; Metazoa; Mollusca; Bivalvia; Ostreida; Ostreidae
Exons: 8
Coding region: 124-1206 (360 amino acids)
Cellular component (GO): plasma membrane
Source: RefSeq, a predicted model, not a curated record